Messenger RNA from Cornus florida, 2612 nucleotides. Its product is annotated as cysteine-rich receptor-like protein kinase 10. The coding region runs from base 342 to 2312 and encodes 656 amino acids. Lineage: Eukaryota; Viridiplantae; Streptophyta; Magnoliopsida; Cornales; Cornaceae. Gene Ontology annotation, biological process: protein phosphorylation. The transcript is spliced from 8 exons. The record is from RefSeq and is a predicted model, not a curated record. Gene Ontology annotation, molecular function: ATP binding; protein kinase activity.
CGCUCUUGUCAUUUUCCAAACACGGUCUCUUCAUCUCGCUUGCAUUCACUCACCAAGUCACACACAUAGGCUAGGGUUUUUCGAUCAAACAAGAAGGUCUCUCCUGUCAUUCUAGUGAGUGCUUUAGGUAUCUCGAAGAAGAUGUACGGUAAUUUGGUUCGGAGAGUGAAGUUAUUGGGCCCUAUGUUUGAGGAAUUGAAGGACGGCUACAAUGAGGUUCGAGGACUAGAGUCAUUGAGGGUUGCUUUGAAUUCGGCUAAAGAGCUUCUCCGAUCGUUUAUUAAUGAAGGCAGUAAGCUUUAUCAGAGAAGUACCCAAAAUCGAGGGCGAGUUUUGACACAAUGUUAAUGGCUUCUUGGAGGCAGCUUUUCAUCAUUUCUCACAUCCUCAUGGGCCUUGUUGGUCUCACCAUAGCUCAGCCUGACUUCAUAUUUCACAGAUGUUCAAAUAUCAGUGGCAACUACACCAAUGAUAGUAGGUACAAAGCAAACCUUGACAGCCUCCUCUCCUCCCUCGCUUCUGACACCAAUAUCAACUAUGGCUUUUAUAAUUCCUCCUAUGGCGAAAACUUAGACACCGUUAAUGCAAUUGCACUUUGUAGAGGAGAUGUUAACCUCGAUAUCUGUCGUAGUUGUGUCAAAAACUCUACUACUAAACUCAUACAACUUUGCCCUAACCAAAAGGAGGCAUUUGGAUGGUAUGACUUUUGUAUGUUACGUUAUUCCAACCGCUCUAUAUUCCGUAACCUCGAAACUGCUCCUCUUGACCAUCAGCCCAACCCAAAUGAUGUCUCCAAUAAUAAUGGGGAUCUGUUCAAUGAGGCACUGAGAACCUUGUUGGACGACGUAAAAGUCAAAGCUGCAUCAGCUGACUCUACUCACAAGUUUGCCACGGGGAAUGCCACUGCACCGGACUUCGAAACGUUAUAUGCGCUUGUGCAGUGCACCCCUGAUUUAUCCGACUCCGAAUGCAUCAAUUGCCUAGAUGUGGCUACUCGAUACAUUCCAGAUUGUUGCAAUUUAAAGUGGGGAGCAAAAAUUAUUGCACCCAGCUGCGUUCUUAGAUUUGAAGCCUAUCCUUUCUACAAUGAGACCAACAUUGCGCCGCCGCCGCCACCACCACUGCCACAGCCACAGGGAAAGGACAGUAAUACAGCUCGAACUGUCAUCAUCAUCGUUGUCCCAUCAGUUAUCUUUGUGCUAGUUAUCAUUGCCAUUUACAUCCAUUUGAGAAAGAGGAAGCAGGGAAAGCCAAAUGAGGAAGUUGAAGCUAUGGAUGAAAUUAGAAGUGUGGAAUCCUUGCAAUAUGACUUUAAUACUGUAAAAGCUGCAACAAAUAACUUUUCUGAUACUAACAAGCUCGGACAAGGUGGAUUUGGUGCUGUUUACAAGGGCAGGCUUCAGAAUGGAGAAGAAUUAGCUGUGAAGAGGCUAUCCAGGAAUUCUGGACAAGGCGAGCAAGAAUUUAUGAAUGAGGUUCUGCUAGUGGCCAAGCUUCAACACAGGAAUUUGGUUAGGCUCCUUGGUUUCUGCCUCAGUGGAACAGAAAGGCUACUUAUCUAUGAGUUCAUGCCCAAUUCAAGCCUCGAUCACUUCAUAGUUGAUCCCAUCAAGCGUGCACAUAUGGAUUGGGGUAGUCGUUUCAAGAUCAUAGGAGGCAUUGCUCGGGGACUCCUGUAUCUUCAUGAAGAUUCUAGGCUUCGGAUUAUUCAUCGUGAUCUCAAAACUAGCAAUGUUCUACUAGAUGCAGAGAUGAAUCCUAAAAUUUCAGAUUUUGGAAUGGCAAGAUUGUUUGUGCUGGAUGAAUCUCGAGGCAAAACAAGUAGAAUUGUUGGGACCUAUGGCUAUAUGGCUCCAGAGUAUGCAAUGCAUGGCCGCUUCUCAGUCAAGUCAGAUGUCUUUAGCUUCGGUGUGAUAGUUCUGGAAAUCAUAGCUGGUCAGUUGAACAACUGUUUCCAAAAUGGGAAGAAUAUAGAGGACCUUCUAAGCUACGCUUGGAAAAACUGGAAGGAAGGAACAGCUUCAACUCUGAUAGAUUCUACUUUGCAAAAUGGUUCAAAUUCAAUGAAUGAAAUAAUGAGAUGCAUCCACAUUGGGUUGCUAUGUGUUCAAGAAAGUGUAGCUGAAAGACCAACCAUGGCUUCAGUUGUUCUUAUGCUUAAUAGUUUCUCUCUCACUCUCACAGUACCUUCACAGCCUGCAUAUUUUAUGCAGGGUGUCACUGAUCCAGAAAUGCCAUUGCUAGGAUCAAAGAGUAAAUCUACCAGUCUGUCAGUAGAUGAAGCAUCAAUUACGGAGUUAUAUCCACGAUAGUGUCUCGAGAAUGAUAUUACUGCAACAAGCAUGUUUGUGUGAUUCUUUUUACACUGACUGUUAUUAUUUUGUUGCAGAAUAAUAUAUCUUAAGAAAGUUUGUGAGAACUCUGCUAUUCCUAUAUGUACUUGGAGUACUUAAUUAUAAAUAUAGUCAUACAGAGACACAUUUUGAAAAUGGCAGAAUCCUCUUUGUACGGCACUCAGGUUGGAUAUCUUUGACCAAAUCCAAUAUAUAUAUGCUAGUGAAACUGCCAGGAUCAAAUGUGCUGCUAUUCUAUAUGUACUUGGUAUUUUGUAA